AUGGGGAACUCGUAUGCAGGCCAGUUGAGGACCACACGUUUUGAGGAGGUGCUUCAUAACUCCAUCGAGGCUUCUCUCCGCUCCAACACUGUGGUGCCACGGCCUGUCUUCUCACAGCUCUACCUGGAGGCAAAGCAGCCAACCCUGCACAACGGUGUGUGCCGGGUAGAGAAUGAGGAUGAGGAGGAGGAAGAUGGCUCAGAGUCCAACAGCCCUCCCGUCCCGUACAAGAUGAAGCCCACGCCAGAGGGAUGCUGCACGACGGAGGGAUUCUGCCAGGCGGGUAGAGACCUGCGUCUAUCCUCCCUGGUGUCAGAGCCUCAAGACGUGCCCCCAGGAUUCCAGCUGGUAGGGGCCUUGUCUGCAGGCGCACCAGACACCCUGCUGGUGUGUGCAGUCGACCACAGGUUCCUGCCCGAUGAACGGGGAUGCAACGCACUGCUGGGGUUCUCGGGGAACUGUAUAGGCUGUGGAGAGAAGGGUUUUCGCUACUUCACAGAAUUCUCCAACCACAUCAACCUGAAGCUGAGCACCCAGCCCAAGAAACAGAAGCACUUAAAGUACCAUCUGUACAGGAACAACCAGGGACAGCUGGUCAGAGGGGCUGCUAUCUGCUGGAAGGGCCUCGAGAGCAGAGGGAGACAGACAGUGCCCAACGCCUCUGACGGGCAUGUAACCUCAGACGAUCACUUCCCCAACCCAGCAGUCACCGCUCACCCUGCACACACACCCGGGAACUACACAGCCAGUUUCCCUUUAGAACCCAUUGCCCCCCCUCCCCUGGGCAACGGGAGCCACAUCCCCCUAUCCCAGAAUCCUCUGCCCCAGACUCCCAUACUGUCGAAAGGACCUGGGAGACCCACAGUUAUAGGUACACUCAAUACGGGACCGCCUAAAAAGAGACACAAAGGCUGGUCUCCUGAGUCUUCUGCUGGGGCUGAGUCUGCUGUGAAGACCCCCCUAUCUUCCUCCUCCUCUUCCUCAUCACUCACCAAUUGGACCAAACCAGACAAUGCCCCUCCAGUGAGUCUGUCCCAGGGGUCCUCCAACUCCCCCUCUCCUCCCGGGCCGUCUGUCACAGUGCCUGAUCAGCUGCUACACACCUGCAGACUCCAGCCAAUCAUCUUCAGUGGUCAUGGCAGUCUACCUCGGCUGAGUGGUAAGGUGUCUGAUGUGCAGGUCAGUUCCCUGCUCCAGAGCUGCUAUCAGAACUGCCAGGCCCUGCCCAGCGUCUACCAACACUACGGACCCUCUCCCAUACAGCCCCUGUCUGUAGAGAUGCAGAUACUACUCACUGUGUACUACCUGGUGCAACUAGGUCCAGACCAGGUCCUGCUGAUUGAGGACCUGGAGCAGAUCUUCAUGCGUUCCUGGAGAGAGUCCCACCUCAGUGAGAUUCGCCAGUACCAGCAGCCCCAGCCUGGCCUCUCCCUCCCCCAGGCUCCCUACACCCUGCCUGGGCUUCCACUGCCCCAGGCCCAGCCUGGCCUCUCCCUCCCCCUCCCCCAGGCUCCCUACACCCUGCCUGGGCUUCCACUGCCCCAGGCCCAGCCUGGCCUCUCCCUCCCCCAGGCUCCCUACACCCUGCCUGGGCUUCCACUGCCCCAGGCCCAGCCUGGCCUCUCCCUCCCCCAGGCUCCCUACACCCUGCCUGGGCUUCCACUGCCCCAGGCCCAGCCUGGCCUCUCCCUCCCCCUCCCCCAGGCUCCCUACACCCUGCCUGGGCUUCCACUGCCCCAGGCCCAGCCUGGCCUCUCCCUCCCCCAGGCUCCCUACACCCUGCCUGGGCUUCCACUGCCCCAGGCCCAGCCUGGCCUCUCCCUCCCCCUCCCCCAGGCUCCCUACACCCUGCCUGGGCUUCCACUGCCCCAGGCCCAGCCUGGCCUCUCCCUCCCCCAGGCUCCCUACACCCUGCCUGGGCUUCCGCUGCCCCAGGCCCAGCCUGGCCUCUCCCUCCCCCAGGCUCCCUACACCCUGCCUGGGCGUCCGCUGCCCCAGGCCCAGCCUGGCCUCUCCCUCCCCCAGGCUCCCUACACCCUGCCUGGGCUUCCACUGCCCCAGGCCCAGCCUGGCCUCUCCCUCCCCCAGGCUCCCUACACCCUGCCUGGGCUUCCACUGCCCCAGGCCCAGUUCCUCACCCCCUCCCAGCUGCCCUGGCUGGCCAACCUGGCAGCCUCGUCAUGUGGGGAGGGAGUGGUGGUUCUGGGGGAGAAGGUCUCGAUGGCUCUAGGGUUGUCUGACACCUUCAGUAGGCUGAUGGAGGGACAGCUGGCUCAUACCAACUAUGUGGUCAUCAUCUGUACAGCCAAGGGACAGGAGACAGAGUCUUGCAUGGUGGUGACAGGUCAACACCAGUGUCGUUCCCUGACUGAGGGGAUGUUCAGUCCCAGUGAUAGUCUGAGAGAGAUCAGUCAACAGCUGUCCUCUGGCAUAACCCAGGAGCUCACUACCUUCUGCAACUCUCUGGGACCUGAAGGUGAUGUAGAUGUGUUGCUGGAGAGUGCUGCUGUGGAGAACAGGAGCCAACUGACCCCCCUGUCCAUCAGUCAGGAGUGUACAGGAGACAGCAGGCCUGUAGACAGACAGACAGACAGAGCUACAGGCAUCCCCAAAGAGCCAGCCAGAGACACACACACAGACAGAGCAGAGAGCCCCAAGGACUCCUGCUCAGAGUACCGUGUGGAGUGGCGGGAGGUGCGGCCCAUCCAGUUGGUGGUAGCCAGGAAGCUGCUGUCCCAUGUGUGCGCCAUCGCUGACUCCAGUACUCAGAACCUGGACCUGGGCUCCUUCGACAGGGUCCACUUCCUCAUCUGUGUCCCUCCUUCUGAGGUCACCUUCCAACAGACUGUACUGCAUCUCUGGAACUCAGGUGUCCUACAGAAUCUGGGGUUGGAGCAAGACUGUCUGUCUCAGAGAGAGGCAGAGCGCUACGUGGUGAAGAUGGACCAGGAGGCCAGGGCGCGCAUUGAUGACCUCAUACAGGAAGCAAACAGGAACCCCAACACACUCUUCAUUCUGGUUCAUGACCACGCUCACUGGGACAUCAGCAGUGGAGGGUAUGGUGCCAGCGGUGGUGACUCCGGCAGUGGGUUGGUGGACAGCCUGCUCAACUCCUGUCAGAUCAGAGACGCCAACAACAUCCUGACUCUCUACGUCACCUCGUUCCCCUUUGCCCUGCAGACACAACACACACGCAUCAGCCCAUACAACGAGAUACACUGGCCCUCUGCUUUCAAUAAUGAAGUGGAUCUGUACCUUGAGAAGACACAGUACUUUGGUGUGUGUGAGCUGCUGGACUCGACUCGUUCAGGCAGCGGUCUGCCUCUCCUCCGCUACGACAGCUCCUUCGAAAGCACGGCCUCUGUCCUGGAGGAGAGGUUCCCCAAGCUACACAGUGCAGUGAUCCGGACCCAGGUUUUAAUACAACACUACUGUGUGGCCAUGAUGGCCGUGUCGGGUCGGUCUGGCUCAGGGGGGCGGAGCCAACAUAAACACACCUCCGUCGAGACGCUGGAGAUCGUCCAGAGCCUGCUUAGCGCCGCCCAGCGAUGCCCCUCCCACCAUGGUCACAUGGUGCUGCUACGGCUCCCCUCAUUGGCUCUGGCAGGGUGGGCCCACCAACGGCUGGUGCGGAUCAGACAGAGACUGGGGCUGGGGGAGCUCUUUGAGAUCAUCCUGGGAAACCCCAGCCAAACCCUCAGCAUAGGACAGAGCUUCACUGAGCGCAUCAAGACAUGGCUGAAGAUCCAGGAGACAGACUGGGUUCCUCGUACCUACCUGGAGCUAGAGGCCCUGCCCUGCAUCCUCAUCCUCUCUGGGGCAGACCCCCUGGGAGAGUCCCUACCCAGAUCACUGAAGUACUGUGAUCUGCGUGUGAUAAGCUCCUCCUACCUGCAGCGCACGGCAUUGGAGCAGGAGCUAGGAUUGGCGGCCUACCUGGUGAGGGUGGAGUCCCAGGGGUCACAGCCCCACGGCCACGCCCCCGGCCUGGGCAGUGACCUAUCAGAGAGCGACUCAGACAAACUCAAUAGCACCGACAAUGAGGAGGAGGGGGGAGAGAACAGUGAGAGAUGUUCAGUUAAAUUAAAUACAACUAAAUUCUAUAUAACUCACCUCUGUGUUCUUCUCUAUAUCAACACUCUGAAAUCGGUUCUCCAGCCCACCCGAACCUUCCCCGACAGCAUUGCUGCGGACCCCCUCCAUCCCCACACCACCCCCCAAGACCCUCACCGCCCCCCCAACACCCAGCGCCGGCUCUCCAAGUCCACUUCCUUGGUUUCCUCCUCCCCCCUACCCCCCUCUCUCCUUCAGGGUUGCUCCUGGGCACGGGGGGUGAGCCGCCCCCCUUCCCUGCUGCUGCCCCGGGGACUCUAUGACAUCAUCAAGGCACGCGACGGGAGCGGGCUGCCUCGCUGCACCUCCUUCCUACCACACCGGUCUGUGACCUGGGCCAGCUCCUUCAGACCUCUGCUAAGUAAGAUGAUGACGUGUACAGAACAGUCUCUGUAUUACCGCCAGUGGACCAUCCCACAGCCUCACCACAUGGACAGCAGCAACCGCCCUGCAAAGGGGCGCACAGACAACUUCCAUCCCCGCAGACUGCUACUCAGUGGACCCCCACAGGUGGGGAAGACAGGGGCGUACCUCCAGUUUCUGGGCAUCCUGUCUCGUAUGCUGAUCCGACUGAUGGAGGUGGACAUCUAUGAUGAGGAAGAUAUCAACUUCAGUGGUCAGCUGGAGCGUGUCCAGUGCCAGCCAACCUGUGCCUCCUGGCCAGUCACAGACACACUGAGGGGCAUUCCGUUUGACUACAGAGUCCACAACCCCAGAUAUGAAGACAUCAGCACUGUCUACUGCCCUGGCUACUACCCCAACACUGAUGGAAUCCCCAGACGUCAGGAGGACGUGUAUCUGCGGAGGCGUACGGCCAGAAUCAAACUGUCUAAAUACGCAGCCUACAACACCUACCACCACUGUGAGCAGUGUCACCAGUACACUGGCUUCAACCCCGCAUACCAGAUGUAUGAGUUGACCCUGCAUGCCUUCACCUUCUCCCACCUGCUGCUGGGGGAGGAUAUCCAGCUCUACUUCAUCAUUCCCAAGUCUAAACACCACUACUUCAGCUUUAGCCAACCAGGAGGCCAACUAGAGAGCAUGAGACUGCCCCUCACCUCCGAUUGGAACCCAGACUGUAUCAAGAGUCCCAUCUUCACCCCAACAACAGGUCGUCAUGAGCAUGGCCUGUUCAACCUGUACCACGCCAUGGAUGGGGCGGCCCACCUCCACAUCCUGGUCAUCAAGGAGUAUGAGAUGGCUGUCUAUAAGAAGUACUGGCCCAACCACAUUAUGCUGGUGCUGCCCACCAUCUUCAAUGGAGCCGGGCUCGGUGCGGCCCACUUCCUGAUCAAGGAGCUGUCCUAUAACAACCUGGAGCUGGAACGCAGCCGCAGGGUGGAGGGAGGAGGGCCGCCAGCCGACGUCUGGCCCUUCAUCAUCCUCUCUGACGACUCCUGCGUCAUGUGGAACGCUGUGGACCUGGACUCACACAGUUCCUCAGGUCCUGUAGAGAGGAACGUGUCUCUGAAGCAGGUUCUGCAGCACAUGGAGGCGUGUCCUGACCUCACACAGUUCGGCCUCUGUGGGAUCAGGAAGUGGAGCAGUCACUCCCCAGGUCAGGGUCAGGGGUCAGGGGGAGGAGCUCGUCACAGGGAGCCUUUCUCCAGAGGACACCUCCACGACUUCCUGCUUCUAAACGUGGACCUGACCCAGGGCAUCCAGUUCAACCAGAACAGGUUUACGUGUGAUGAUGUUGACUUCACCCUGCGAGUCCACAGUGCUGGUCUGCUCAUCUGUCGUUUCAACAACUUUAGUGUGAUGAAGAAACAGAUCUCUAUUGGAGGAUACCACACCUUCAUCAUCAAGAACAAGAUGACUGAUGUCCCCACCUCGGUCCAGCCGUCUCAGUAUAUCUGUGCCCCGGACAGCAAGCAUCCAUUCCUGGCCACGCCUGCACAGCUACUGCUAGAGAAAUACCUGCAACACUCUAGCCUGUUCCCCCUUAGCACAUGCAACUACACACACCCCAUACUGUCUGUAGACUGCUACCUCAACCUGGGGCCUGAGGUGACGGUGUGUUUUGUGAGUUCCAGACCUCGCUCCAUCAACAUCAGUACUACAGGGCUGCUGUUCAGCGGCCUGUUGCUCUGCUUCUGGGAUUCCUUCGUCACGCCAGGAUUCCUAAAGAACUUUCACUUCCUCAAAGGGGCGGUUCUGUGUGUGAUAUGUGCUGACCGCAGCUCUCUGAGACAGACAGUGGUGAGGCUGGAGCUCGAGGACGAGUGGAGGUUCCGGCUGAGUGACGAGUUCCAGACAGCCAACGCUAAAGAGGACCGGCCCCUCUUCUUCCUCACAGGGAAACACAUAUGAACCCCCCUAACUCCUAAACCCAUGAAUAUCAACCCUCAACCCUGCUGUAGGUUCAAAACAGAAAGCCAAAAACUGUCUGUACUCUUCUAGUGGAUCAAGCCAAUAACCCAUGGAGAGAGUAGCUGCUAGUGAAUAUAGCUAUGAGUCUGCGACUUGUAUGGCUCUGUUUACUGUAGCAUUGCUGUGGUAUUUACUACAAUACUCCAUUCUUAUUGUAGAUAAUGAAGUAUCGUUUUUUUAAAUAUGUUUUUUGUGAUAUACAAUGAUUCAAUAUUUUGCAUAUAUUUUGACAGUUUUGUGUCAUGUAAAAAGUACUUAUCUAUGUAAAAGAAUGUUUUCUUUAGUGAUUUCACACCAGUGUUCUUCAAGAGAUGAGAACUCUUAUGUGUGUGUGGCUCUCAUUUCUGACGCUCCGUGUUUGUGGUCUCCUGAUUAUCAAUAUGUUGAGAAACUUGAAUUGAUGUUGUCAUGUUCUAUAGACACAAUGUCCUGUGUACUGUUAUGUUUUACAAUGUAUAAAUGUACAUGUUCU
Molecule: messenger RNA, 6958 nt
Organism: Oncorhynchus mykiss (rainbow trout)
Lineage: Eukaryota; Metazoa; Chordata; Actinopteri; Salmoniformes; Salmonidae
Source: RefSeq, a predicted model, not a curated record